Molecule: messenger RNA, 2627 nt
Organism: Hyla sarda
Lineage: Eukaryota; Metazoa; Chordata; Amphibia; Anura; Hylidae
Gene: LIPI
Product: lipase I
Exons: 10
Coding region: 73-1515 (480 amino acids)
Biological process (GO): lipid metabolic process
Molecular function (GO): carboxylic ester hydrolase activity; lipase activity
Source: RefSeq, a predicted model, not a curated record
CUAGGAGAGUGUCUUCCCAGCGCUGCCUCUGUACCACUUCUUACAUGUACUCUGUGAGCACGAGCUGCACCUAUGCUGCCAAGGUUGUGCCUGGGUCUCUGCUUCUUCUUCUUCUGUCAGAUCUACCCUGCCAAACCUGAUUCCGAAGAAACAUGCCAUGAAUUCACAGAUCUAAACUUACCUCAUGCCAUUGUUGGGACUGAUCUUCACCUGCAAUUGUUAAUAUACACAAGAGACAAUGCAAACUGUGCAGGGGACCUUAACAAAGAGAAUACCACGGCUUUCGAGAAGUAUUGGGAUGCUUCCAGAAAGACUAUUUUUAUCACUCAUGGGUACAGACCGACCGGGUCUCCUCCGGUGUGGAUAGAUGAAAUUGUACAAAAACUGCUCUCUGCCGGUGAUUUCAAUAUAAUCGUAGUGGAUUGGAACCGAGGAGCCACAACUCUCAUCUAUCACAGUGCUGCCGGGAAAUGCAGGAAAGUUGCGGAAAUAUUGAAAGAUCACAUUGAUAAAAUGUUGGACAACGGAGCAUCGCUGGACUCCAUCUAUAUGAUAGGAGUCAGCCUCGGGGCGCAUAUUUCUGGUUUCGUUGGGAAAAUGUACAAUGGUUCACUUGGCCGAAUAACAGGACUGGAUCCUGCUGGACCUUUAUUCAAUGGGAAAUCGCCUGAAGACAGAUUGCAUUAUAGUGAUGCAAAGUUCGUAGAUGUCAUCCAUUCUGACAUUGAUGCUUUAGGCUAUCGGGAAAAUUUAGGACAUAUUGAUUUCUACCCAAAUGGAGGAACUGAUCAGCCCGGGUGUCCUAAGACCAUAUUGUCAGGUUCAGAAUAUUUCAAGUGUGACCACCAGCGGUCCGUGUUUCUGUACAUGUCGUCCCUAAAUGAGUCUUGCGGCGUGGUGACGUUUCCCUGUAAUACUUACAAAGAUUAUAGGAUUGGAAAGUGUGUGGAUUGUGAGAUGUUUGCUCCUCUUAGCUGCCCAGUUUUAGGUUUUUAUGCUGAUAAGUGGAAAGAUUAUCUGGUGGCGAAGAAUCCUCCAGUGACGAAAGCUUUUUUUGACACGGCUUCGAUGAAACCAUUUUGCAUAUUUCAUUAUUUCUUGGACUUCAUCACUUUAAAUGAUAAACCACGUAGUGGGUUUAUUACCAUCAAGCUUGAGUCCCCAUCAGGAAAUGUCACGGAAUCAAAGCUUGAUCAAGAUGCUACCACAUUUGAACAAAAUAAUGAAGUUACCUUGCUGGCCAAGUUUCAUCAGGAGCUUGAAGAGAUUUCAAAAGUUUCUCUAAUGUUUACCACCGGUUCUAUUGUUGGACCAAAACACAAACUACGAGUUCUAAGGAUGAGGCUCAGAUCUUCCUUUAAUCCAGACAGGGAAAUACUCUGCCGAUAUGACUUUGUCCUUCCUGAAAAUGUUGAAGUGGAUUUCCGGCCUGUUUCAUGUCAAAAAUCAAAUUUUUUUUCUUCCUGUUGUGGGGCAAAUGGAAAUACAUGCCCUGCCCUCUUACAUCCGAAAUAGUGAAUGCACUUACAGAUGGUAUAAACUUCUAUCAAAACGAAGAUGCAAUCAUUACUUUAGCCUUUGAAUCCUGGAAUCCUGGUUUCCAUUAUAUUCAUGAUGGCAAUGUCUAAUCGUCAAAUGGUGGACAGGAAGGACCUGCUGAUUUACAAUGGGUUCUGUUGGGUUUCAUGGUGGUGUCCAAAGUUUUGACAGUAAGAAUGGAGUAACAUCCUGAACUGUCUUUCUGUCAGACAGACCUGUGAUCGAGGCCCCAGGCUCUCUAACUGUAAUGUGAACAUGGCCUAACUCUACAAUAACUAUGGACAGUCCUUUUCCAGGCUGAGCUAUAUUCAAGGACACUACAAUAAGAGUGUGGUUAUGGCAAGGAUUUAGCCAUUUCCUAUAUUUUUUACUUCUGUUAACAAUGUGAAAAGUACUUGUAAAUGUAAGUGAUUUUGCUAAUAUAAUAUAGAAUAUUUGCUAAAAUGUUAUUUUUUUAUUUUUGAUCAUAUGAAGUAAAUUGAUAGAAGUAAUUUUGCUUUCAGUACAUAUGCUCUGCCCACAGAUUAAAAAAUAUAUAUAUUUUUUUUACCGUAGAUUUUUUUUCAGCCUACUGUUUGUAAUAUGUCUACCUCUGCAUUUCAUGUAAUGAAUGUAUAUUGUACAGCAUGUUUAUGUGUGUGUAUUCAUUGUAUAUAUGUAUUUUUUUAAUUACAACUGUGUCAGCAAUGUAUUUCUCUGUACAGCAGUGGUUCUAAAUCUUUUUUGCCUGAGUACCCCUUGACAGCCCAUUCCCAAAAAAUUGUACCCCCAUAUUAGAGACAUUUUGGAAUUGUUGAGAGCCACGGUGAAUGGCGGGACCACGGGGUGUAGUGGUGUAGGUGGAUGGGGCAGAUCAUAUUAACCCCAGGGGCAAGAUGUUAUCAGCCCCUAAUGUUCGUGAUGCCACAGUGGUUUUUGGGUAUCGGGAACCACCCAAACGAUAUCAACAAUAUCUCCACUAUCCCAAUGGCUAGGCAGUGAAAUGAGUCCACGACCAGGUUAUGGUUUAACGGAGGCUUUCCUGAGGUCAAACAGUUGUUAUAGUCUCUACAGCUAGGCCAGAAUCCCAGAGAGGUUGCCAGGAACAU